Branchiostoma belcheri (Belcher's lancelet) is the source of this 533-nucleotide messenger RNA. Its product is annotated as probable 60S ribosomal protein L37-A. Gene Ontology annotation, cellular component: cytosolic large ribosomal subunit; ribosome. The coding region runs from base 71 to 370 and encodes 99 amino acids. Gene Ontology annotation, biological process: translation. The record is from RefSeq and is a predicted model, not a curated record. Gene Ontology annotation, molecular function: RNA binding; structural constituent of ribosome. The transcript is spliced from 4 exons. NCBI's taxonomy places the organism in Eukaryota, Metazoa, Chordata, Leptocardii, Amphioxiformes, Branchiostomatidae.
GUGUUUUGAAAGGUCAUGAUUGAAAACGAGGCUGACCCUCUCCCUCUUUUUUCCUUCCCACGUCUGAAAGAUGACGAAGGGAACAUCAAGCUUCGGUAAGCGGAACCAGAAGACGCACUCUCUGUGCAGACGUUGUGGUAAGAGCUCCUACCACAUCCAGAAGAAGAGAUGCGCCGGCUGUGGAUACCCCAGCAAGAAAAUGCGGAGCUAUAACUGGAGCAUGAAGGCCAAGAGGAGAAAGAUGACAGGGACUGGCAGGAUGCGCCAUCUGAAGCAGGUGCAGCGUAGAUUCGACAAUGGCUUCCGUGAAGGGACUACGCCCAAGCCUCGCAAGAGGGGCGCCGCCGCGGCCGCCGUGUCCAAGUCCUAGAUCACUCCCUGGCCUGGGGAUGGACGGCAGUAGCUGGAACCUACCCGUGACAUCUGUAUUUCCAGUUACUGUACUUCACACUACAGUGGAAUUGAGCAGAAACAUCAGGCAAAAACAGCUCGAUAUGUUUGAAUUCCAUGGAAAUAAAUAGAUCUUCACAUCA